CAAGCUGCGGGCGGCUGCGCGCUGGACGCUCCUGAUGACGUAGAUGUUGUGAGCCGCACGUGGUGCAGUUUGUCGCCCACAUAGUAGCCAUGGAGGCGGCGGGGGAGCUCAGAUGGGAUAUUGAACCUUGCAAUGGCAGAAGCUGUUUCUUCACAAGUGAGUCUUAUGAGAAAUAUUCCUUGGGUCCAACAUUGGCUGAACUGUUGCUCCUCUCCAACAAACCAGCUCCAGCAGAGCCUACGCAAAAAGAUUCAGAGGCUUCAUGUUCCAAAGCUCCGGUCCCUGACAGUCAGUCACCUGUUGCCGCUCAUCCUACCAAGAACAUUCUACCGUUUCCAGAACCUCGAGUGCCAUACCCACGAUUCUCAUCCCUCACUGCGUUUGAACAGGAUGCCUACGUGAAACUGAUGAUCAGAUUCUUAAACAAAAAGAAUACCUAUAUCUCUUUUCCGCAUAUGAAGGAAUAUAACCAUUACCAGUUUUUGAAAUCAAAAUCAAGCAGUGAAGUUCCAGAGUUUCAGAAAUUUCUCCAGAAUACAGCUCGGAGUUGUGCUGAGGACUACAGUGUGCUUUGUGCAGAUGCUAAACUCUAUAUUCAGGAGCUGGUAAAAGCAUGCCAAACUCAUGUGAAGAAUUACAAUCCUUUUUAUACUGUCCAUGAGAUCACCAGCAUUUUGGGUGGGAAGUUUAUACCAGACUUAACCUUAAAGCUAGAGAAGAGCCUUCUCAAAAUGGGAUCUGUGAAAUUUGUGAAAAUUACAUUUCCAUCUGAUGGUAUUCCCAUGCCAACCUCCUAUAAAAAGGUGUCUCAGAUGACUCCUCCAGUGAAGAAGGCUAAUCGUGUACAUACGAAUGUAAGCUUAGAUCCGAACAUUUCUAAACUGGCCCCAAAGUACUGUCCACAGGUUGUGCUGACUUCCCAAGCCCUGUUUACCCUUCUUAACAACCAUGCUCCCGGUUACAUUGAACAAUGGGAGAUUCCUCUGUGUGUGAAGACUAUUGAUAGUAUAGAUGGUAAACAAUGUAAAGUAGUGUACAUAGAUUCCCCGUUGCCCAAGAAAGAACUGAGCACAAGAGACAAAAGCCAAAUGUUUCACAGUGUUGUUUUGGAUAAUUUUAUGGUGAAAAAUUCGAUGAUUCCUUUGAAAACUACUACUCUGGAUAAAGAGAGUUCAGAUUCCCAUGUUGAAGGACAUAAGGCAAGUAGGAGUUUGCCACAUGGGGAUAAGGAAAUGGAUUUUCUGACUGACGUGACAGAACUGGAAACUUUUGGAUCUGUUGAUAUGGGUGCAAGCUCAAAUACACCUUUAUCUGAAUCCAGUCCCCCAGAGUCCCCUCAAUGCUCUCUGAAAAAUUCUCUGCUUGACAGAAUGAAAAUUGAAAAACAAAUCAUCGCCGCCACCACCUCUGCUAAGCUUGGUUUCAGUUCAGAUGAAGUCAGCCAUGUGAAGAAAAAAAAAGUGAGCAAUGAAGAGGAGUCGGAUAUAAGUAUUGAAUCUGACAACAAGUUAAGAACAAGUUCUGCAUCAAGUACUGGCGCUCAACCCACCACCAGCAAUGACAGUGACUCAGAUGAUGACAAACUUGUGAUUGACAUUGACUGUAAAAUGAGCAAGUGCGGUAACGCACCUUCUGCAGAUUCUACUCCAACUGCCCCUAGGCAGAGAAAGAGGAAGAUUUCUAAAGAUGUUGAUCCAUUGGGGCAGAUUCUGAAGAUGCAAACACAGCUUCUAAAAACAGACACAAAGAAGAUGGAACAGACAAGCUCACUUAAUGUUGAGAAAAGUGAACUAACACCUCAUGCACAACAGGUUCUCUCAAGUUCAUGCCUGGAGUCUCAGAAGAAGGUGGAAGCUAGUCACUCAAGUAAUAACAAAUACAAGCUUCCCAGUGACCUUAUGGCCUUGCAAGAGGAUGCAGCAGAGUAUGCAGUGGAACCAGAAGAAAACUGUGCAUAUAAACUGUUCAGUCUGGAUGAUAUGCUGUUGCUGCUUAGGAGCAAUGUGCACACUAUAAAGACACGUUCCCUUAAAAAGCCAUUCAAACUGCAAAUCCCAGUUUUUGUGCUCACCAAGGUGGAUUACCAGUCAUGCUAUGGUGUGGAGUCGCUAACAGAGAGCGAGCUAUGUCGAUUGUGGACUGAAAGCCUUGCACAUUCUAUGUGUGAACUGUAUGUUGGACACGUUGAUGCUUUAACCUCUAAAUUCUUCAUGCUAGAGGAAAUUGCUGUUGAAAAUGUGAAGGAAAGCAUGAAUACUUUCAAAUCUGUCAACUGCCUCAACUCUCUUCGUCAUAUCUUAAAGUGGGUGACUGGUCUACAGGAUGGAUCCUAUCUCUUGAGCCAUGUGUCUGGAGACUCCUCUGUCUACUUGUAUAAAAAUACCCCGGAUAACAUAAGAGGAGCCUAUAACCUGCAUGAGGCCCACUGCAAUGCUCCUAAAGAACCGUCCUCUCUGUCUGUUCCCUGGGUGCCUCUGAAUCCCAAUCUGUUGUUGAAGUUUCACAUUCAGCAUGGUCGUCCACCUUGCACUUUUCCACCUGCACCAGAGAAGGAUACAGGAAUAAAUAAACUAAACCAACCAAGAAAAGCUCCCUGCCAAGAAAAGACUGAUGUUUUGCCAGCUACCAGUGCAUCUAACAAUAAUAACACACAGAAUAGAAAAAACAGACGACAACGGCAGAAAGCGAAAAAGAAGGCACAGAAAGCUAAAGCUACAUUGCAAGAGAACACUUGAGUGUGGUGUAUAUAACUGCACAACUGUAUAUUAGGUGGAUGCAGCAUGGCUACUUAUCCACAGACUACACAAGGUCGUGUGUAAGAAGAGUCUAUAGAGGUCUAAAAAGGUAAUUCAAAUAUAUAGAGAGUCUUCCUGAUGUCCUGUCUGUAUAAUGCAUUGUGAAGUGCCCAUUUACAAGCCUUAUAUGUGAAGCAAAAGAAUAAUACCUUGCACAAAGUGGAUACAACCUGGCUUGAUAACAAAUGCUAAAAAAAAGUAAUGCUGGAAGAAUAAAGAAUAUCUCUACCUCUUUAAUUAAUAAGACAACGAUAUUGAUGUUUCUAAUACAACAAUGCAGAGGCUAUCCUGUAGGAAAUGAACAUGAGUUUGUAAUAUAACGUCCAAUGUUAUUUUAGCACCAUUAGCCCACUAUUAACGUUUCACCAAUCCAUUAUAUGAAAAAUAAAACAAUCGGAUUCUCUGCUCCACUUAUUCUGGUUCUGUGCUUCGCUUCCUUUGGUAUUGCAUGGUAUUACAUCAGAAGGGACAUGUCCAGAGGUCCGGGGGACUGCCCUUCAAGACAGCAUUUAUAGGCUAUAUAACAAACAAUUACACAUAUAUAAUGAUAGCAUUUAGUAUGUUAGACAGUUUUCCAUACAUGAUAAUACUGUAUACCUAAAUAAAGUAAUCAUACAGGAGCAUAUAAUAGAUUGG
Molecule: messenger RNA, 3431 nt
Organism: Hyla sarda
Lineage: Eukaryota; Metazoa; Chordata; Amphibia; Anura; Hylidae
Gene: ICE2
Product: interactor of little elongation complex ELL subunit 2
Exons: 16
Coding region: 90-2735 (881 amino acids)
Biological process (GO): positive regulation of transcription by RNA polymerase III; snRNA transcription by RNA polymerase III; snRNA transcription by RNA polymerase II
Cellular component (GO): transcription elongation factor complex
Source: RefSeq, a predicted model, not a curated record